Molecule: messenger RNA, 988 nt
Organism: Panicum hallii
Lineage: Eukaryota; Viridiplantae; Streptophyta; Magnoliopsida; Poales; Poaceae
Product: NADPH-dependent aldehyde reductase-like protein, chloroplastic
Exons: 1
Coding region: 89-865 (258 amino acids)
Source: RefSeq, a predicted model, not a curated record
CCCAACACGAAUACACAAGGGACGUAAAGCAAAUCACAGCGUUCGCCGGCGGACCACGACGGCAGCGAAGUCAGUUGAGCAGCUUGCCAUGGCAGCAGCGUCGUCCACCGCGCCGCUCCCGCUCGACGGCCGCGUCGCGCUCGUCACGGGCGGCUCCCGGGGCAUCGGCCGCGAGGUGUCGUCCCACCUCGCCGCGCUCGGCGCGCGCGUCGUGGUCAACUACGCCUCCAACCCGGCCAAGGCCGACGAGCUCGUGGCGGAGCUCGCCUCGCGGGGCCUCCGCGCCGUGGCCGUCCGCGCGGACGUCUCCGACCCGGACGCCGUGCGCGCGCUCUUCGACCACGCCGAGGAGGCGUUCGGGUCCCCGCCGCACAUCGUGGUGGCCUGCGCGGGCAUCCUGGACCCCAAGUACCCGGCGCUGGCCGACACCGCCGUCGAGGACUUCGACGCCACGUUCGCGGUGAACGUGCGCGGGACGUUUCUGGUGUGCCGGGAGGCCGCCCGGCGCAUCCCGCCCCACAGCGGCGGCCGCAUCGUGACGUUCUCGUCGUCAAUCGUGGGCACGCUCCUGCCCGGGUACGCGGCGUACACGGCGACCAACGCCGCCGUGGAGGCGAUGACGAGGAUCCUGGCCAAGGAGGUGGCGGCGAAGGGGGUCACCGCGAAUGUGGUCGCGCCGGGACCCGUGCGCACCGAGCUAUUCCUGGCAGGGAAGGACGAGGCGUUCCUGCGGAGGGUGGAGCAGCAGUCCAUGGGGCGCAUCGCCGAGACCACGGACGUGGCGCCGGUGGUGGCGUUCCUGGCGAGCGACGCCGCGGCGUGGGUGAAUGGUCAGGUCAUCAGGGUUAAUGGCGGCUUCGUCUAAGCGAGGGAGGUGUUCAAAUUCGAUUAAAGGUUCCAUCCGCCGUGUGUGAAAAGUUUAAAUUUGACCAGUAUAUGAGUGUAAUAAGUUAGUUUUGUCAAAAAAAUAUUAUACUAUGUAACUCUA